Molecule: messenger RNA, 3772 nt
Organism: Haliaeetus leucocephalus (bald eagle)
Lineage: Eukaryota; Metazoa; Chordata; Aves; Accipitriformes; Accipitridae
Gene: MOB4
Product: MOB family member 4, phocein
Exons: 7
Coding region: 924-1490 (188 amino acids)
Cellular component (GO): cytoplasm
Source: RefSeq, a predicted model, not a curated record
UUACUUAAUGAUAUCUCAACACUGGAUAUUCACGAUAGGUACUUUUUUUAGAGAUGACCGUAUUCUCUCAAGAACAGAUUGCUAAGCUUCACAGUUGGAACAUUUUCAUUGAGUCACUGUGUCUACUAGGAUGGCUAUGGGAGGCUGAUGUGCAGUAUCUCUGGAUAGUAAGAGAGAGCAGCACUAAAUUUUAGAUGUGAAAAAUGCAAAGGAAGAAAACGCAUCUGUCUGGGAUGAUCGUAGUUGCAGCAGCUGUGAAUUGCUGCAGAACAGUGAAGUACAGCUGAAUCUGAGGUGAAACUUCAGGAGGGUUUUAUCAUUAACCAUAUUAAACAUGGUGGGUUAGCAGAGCUGAUAACCAUCCAGUUAUGCAGCAUACUGAGCAUACCAAGAGAAUGUAGUACCAAGUCAGGCCAACAGUGCAUUAUAUUAUCUCAGUUUAGAAAAGAUGUCUUCAGUGGUGUGUUACUAGUAGAAUAUAUUGGGAUUUUUAGUUUUAUAACCAUUGUAUAAUGCUACUUUCUACAGACCUCUUUUCUUCCCCAUUCUUACAUGGUCUAAGAUGUGAAAUGGGCACUGUAUGCAAAUAUUUAAGAGAUACAGGCUAUAUAGGUGUUACAGCAAGAUGUGGGGGAGAGACGAUGUUUAUAGUAUGCCAAGGCACACAGAACUUUCCUUUCAAGAUGUUCUACUAUUUUAACGUUAUGAGCACAAGACCCAUUACACCCUGUUCUUGCCAAGAUUAUGUGCUGCUUCUGUUAAGAUGUAGCUUCCUGUAAUUGUACAAACUACAUCUGUUUCCCUGCAUGUUCAAGCUUAUUGUAGGUUGUGCGCUUUUCUUCCUCCCCCUCUAUUUUUGUUAAACUGGUUUAAACUUUUUCUAACAGGAUUUCUACAAUUGGCCUGAUGAAUCCUUUGAAGAAAUGGAUAGUACAUUAGCUGUUCAGCAGUAUAUUCAGCAAAACAUAAGGGCAGACUGUUCCAACAUUGAUAAGAUCCUUGAACCUCCUGAAGGCCAGGAUGAAGGUGUAUGGAAACAAUUCUGCCUUGAGCUCAAUGGACUAGCUGUCAAGCUUCAGAGUGAAUGUCACCCAGACACAUGUACUCAGAUGACAGCAACUGAACAAUGGAUUUUUCUUUGUGCAGCUCAUAAAACUCCCAAAGAGUGUCCUGCUAUAGACUACACCAGACACACACUUGAUGGAGCUGCAUGUCUUCUGAAUAGCAAUAAAUAUUUCCCCAGCAGGGUUAGCAUAAAGGAAUCCUCUGUAGCCAAAUUAGGAUCAGUGUGCCGAAGGAUUUACAGAAUAUUUUCACAUGCUUAUUUUCAUCACCGGCAGAUAUUUGAUGAAUAUGAAAAUGAAACUUUCUUGUGUCACCGGUUCACUAAGUUUGUGAUGAAGUAUAAUCUGAUGUCCAAGGAUAACCUGAUUGUACCAAUUUUGGAGGAAGAAGUGCAAAAUUCAGUGUCAGGGGAGAGUGAGGCAUGAUGGGAAUGGCAGUACAGAAGCCUGUACUGAAUAUAAACAAAACAUUAAUUAUGCACUGUAUAUAUCAUUUUAGACACUUCAAUCACGUAUCGUCAUAGCUUUGUUUAGUAUACUUUUUGUAUGCUGUGUGCAUUGCCUUUUAAUAUGGGAAAUACUUUAAGUUAUUCAUGAGCUGUAUAUUCAUCAAUGUGGCACUCAUGGUUUUUAAAUAAAAGUAGUAGUGUCUGUUUAUAAUGCCUGUUAAUAAAAGAAUUUACAGUUCUCUAAAAUUGCUGCUAAACAAUCAUUGAAUCACAAUCCUGAAGAUGUGUCUGAUUGGGUGGGAAAAAAGUGAGAUUAAGAUUUUCACAGCAAGCCAUUUUUAAUGCAGUAGCUAUAGUAAGUCUUAGUUCAAAGAUUAUCACCUUAAAUAUAUAAUUCUGCAGGAAGCUUCUUGCAAUGUAGCUUAUUCCUAAUUUAGCUUUUAUUUUUUUUAAAUGGCUUUGAAGAUAUACUUUUGGAUGUGCAUGUUCCUGUAUGCCUAUAUCCAAAUACUAAUAGGAUCUAUAGUAUUAGUAAUACCAAAAGGACAAUUCCACUAUGCUAUUGAACAUAUAUAUUCUUGAUAUACAUCUAACUUUCUGGACUUGUUUUUUUGUUAACAGUGGAGGUUUGUGUACAACAGGGGACAGGUUCUGUCCUGUUAAGGCAGACGUCUGCUGUUCUCCAGUCCACAACUUCUCUAAAGAAUAACUGUGGCAGAAAAGUCAAUGGCUUAUACCUGCGCAUAUUCAUGGCAACCGCUUACAGACUGUAUCUCGUAAAUACUCAUGUUACACUACAUAACACACUACCAGAGUCUUUGCUUGUAUUCCUAGUAAAAACAUUCUUAAGUACCUGAGAUACUGAACCUGAUUCUUUGCAAGAGUUAAUCAUGUUUUCAAUAUACAUUGCUUUGUUUUUCUUCAUUCACCUGAAUUAUAUUAUUUGACAGAAAGAUUUGGAUUCAUGCUUCUGUUCCCUAUCAGAUGUUUAUUUCAAGUUGUGUUUGCAGAUUUGCAAUAACUGACAAUUUCCAUGAGUGCUGCUUAAUUGUGUUAUGUCUAGAAUGAUAGAAUUAAAUAAUUUAGAGAUGAAUAUAGCAGACAUACUGCUAAGGGUACAUGAAUUCAGGGUCUAAAAGCACUAGCAGUGUUCUUCUGUUAAAUGAAUUUUGCUUAGCUAAGAAGUUAGCUGGUUUUUUCUCUCUGAGGUUGCCAGGAGCCCUCUUUUUAUUUCUUUAAGCAGGUCAGAAUGGGCUAACUCCACUAGUUUCUAUAAUCUAUGCUUUGUUUUCUAUGUUAUAUUUACCUGGAAAGAAGGGAGUCCACCUAUUUUUAAUAAGUCUUUUUUCAUAAUAUACUAAACAUGCCUUAAAUUCUAUUUUUCUUUAUAUGAAUCAAGCACACCUCAAGCAACUGUACCACCUGGAUGUAAAGGGGAUUUAAACAAUGAGAAAAUAGACUAAGCUUAUGUACUUCAACAGCUGUAUUCUUCAGCAGCUCCUUUUGUCUUAUGUUUAUCAUUGUAUGUAGUUGUCAGCAGGGUAAUUGCAUGAGAUGUUGUCCGAGUAAAAGUAGCUUUAGUUACUGUCUAUACAUGUAGCUAUAACUUGCCUUGUAUAGACUAGGUUACUUGAUUUUGGUAAGUUUGUACUGCAGGUAGGAGGGCUGUAUUCUGGAGGUAGUAAAAUUUAAUUAAUUUUGUUAGAGUCUGCUCUAGGACCAUCCACGGUGUGGUUCUCUUGUACAGUCACUCUGCAUGCUUGUAUUGGCCGUGGUGACUGAGACAGGCAAAACAUGUAACUGGUGUUGCUAAUUAAAUUUCCUCUACCAAACUGAAGAAAAAUGAUGUGGUGGUCAGGACUGCAUUAAAAUUUCAAACCUCUUUUUUCUUCUUCUUAUGCUUUAAGAGUUUCACUUCAAAAUAAAACUUGGGAAGUUUUAAUCCUGUUAUUCUCAUUCAGAUUUGCACUGUAAAGUUGACUUGCUAUACUAAGCUGAUUUCAUAUAAGGCCUAAGUGAAACACUGCUUGUAUUUUCCCUUGCUAUUGUUUACAUGAGUACUACUAUGUACACACAUGUGCCUGAAUGGUACCAUAAAACUUCAGUUAGCCUAAGCAAACCAUUGAUUUGUCUAAUAAAUAUUGUCAGGUUUAAUUUAGACUCUACAUAAUAGGGAAACAGAGACUGUCUUUGAAUUAUAUUGUAACAAAACAACAAAAAAAGAUAAAAUUAAACUGUUUCUUUAUCCAUACUGCUAUA